GACUUCUCCGAAGCUCGAACACCUCCAACUCCGCAGACAGCGAAUCUGACUCCAUUGAUUAUUGUUCACACCGCGCAUCUCUAGAAGGAGAUCCAUAGAAGGACAGCUUCUUCGUUAAUGCUAUAAUACAAUAGCGGUACAUCAGACACUUCUACCAGACUAGCAAUUCGAUCCAAGCUCGAUCUCAGAUUGAUCAGAUCGAAAUCAUCAUGGCUCAGCCAUUUUCGCACGCCAGACGCCCUAUCGCGGCAGCAGUCACAGCUUCAUGGUCUAAUGCACCAUUGACCUGCUCAUCCUCAUCUGCCCGCCCACUCUUUCUGCGAAGCCAGCAGCUCAUUUCUCGCCAAUUCCACCAGCAGAACGUACGAUCGCAACGACGCUUCCAGUCCCUCACUAGAUGCACGGCACCUUCUAUCAGAUCCUCUGUUACUCGACACUAUCACUCUCAAUUCCACCCAGCCCUUCCUACGCAUGAGUAUACCAAUUCCCAAGCGACCAUUCUCUCCGCCGCUCUCGAACACGUUCCACAGCACGGUUUCACACUCGAUGCACUAAGGCUCGGAGCGCGCGAUGCAGGGUUCCUGGAUGUCUCGAUCCAGCUUCUUCCGCGCGGCGAGAUGGACCUGGUCAUGUUCUGGUUGGCGAGUCGAAGGGGUCUGUUGAGAGCCAAGGUCGAGACUGGAUUGUUUGAGAAGAGCAAUGUUGCAGAAGGACAGAAGAAGGUGCUCUCCGUUGAGGAAAAGGUGAAGAUUCUGGUUAUGGAACGGUUGAGGAUGAAUGAGUCGAUUAUACAUAAGUGGCAGGAUGCUCUCGCCCUCAUGUCAUACCCGUCAAAUAUCCCCAUUUCUCUCUCCGAACUACAUGCCCUCUCCUCUGAUAUCCUCAACCUGGCCGGCGACAAGUCCGUCGACGCCUCGUGGUACACGAAGCGUCUUUCUCUAUCUGCCAUUUACGCCAGCUCGGAAGUUGUCAUGACCCAAGAUACCAGCUCGGGAUUCCGCUCUACAGAAGCAUUCGUCAACCGUCGUGUUGAAGAUAACCAAUAUAUCGGCCAGAAGGUCUGUGAUAUUACGCAGUAUCUGGGCUUCAUGGCUAGUACGGCUGUGGGGCUAGGUAGGAGCUGGGGAAUGAAGAUUUAAGCCCUUGAGACAGGAAGAUUCAAGGGUGAUGGGAUGUGUCAACUAGUUGGUUGCAGAGUGGUAAAUGUAUAACCAGAGAUGCUGGGAGAUAGCGGACGUACUCUCUGCAUGUGGAAGAUUUUACCGUGUAGGAGGGGAAGGCUGAUCUUAUACAUUCCAAACUCUUCAGUUCUAACUAUGUACAGUACUAUACUUUUCGUGUUUGUUUCAUUCCAUGUAUUCCUUCUGCAGUGAAGCGGUGAGAUCUCUAUAAAAUGUACAAGGGGU
Molecule: messenger RNA, 1406 nt
Organism: Paecilomyces variotii
Lineage: Eukaryota; Fungi; Ascomycota; Eurotiomycetes; Eurotiales; Thermoascaceae
Product: COQ9-domain-containing protein
Exons: 2
Coding region: 210-1139 (309 amino acids)
Biological process (GO): ubiquinone biosynthetic process
Cellular component (GO): mitochondrial inner membrane
Molecular function (GO): lipid binding
Source: RefSeq, a predicted model, not a curated record